Ctenopharyngodon idella (grass carp) is the source of this 1305-nucleotide messenger RNA. It is a transcript of the gene lsm12b, whose product is annotated as LSM12 homolog b. NCBI's taxonomy places the organism in Eukaryota, Metazoa, Chordata, Actinopteri, Cypriniformes, Xenocyprididae. The transcript is spliced from 6 exons. Bases 98 to 712 code for a protein of 204 amino acids. The record is from RefSeq and is a predicted model, not a curated record. Gene Ontology annotation, molecular function: RNA binding.
ACUCUUUCCUGUCACCUGACGUGCCUCCGCGUCGUAGCAGUCACGCCGUCGCGUGCGUUUACGUAAAGCUCGCGCUCCGGUUUCCCUGGCGGAGAAGAUGGCGGCUCCUGGACCGGGGGAGUAUUUCAGUGUCGGGAGCCAUGUCUCUUGCCUCACUUGUUUAGGCCAACGUUUGCAGGGAGAGGUGGUGGCUUUCGAUUACCCGUCCAAGAUGUUGACUCUGAAAUGUCCUUCCUCCAGCGGUAAGCCCAACCUCAGCGACGUCAUCUUGAUUAACUUAGCCUAUGUUUCAGAGGUGGAUAUAAUUAAUGACCGCACUGAGACGCCUCCUCCUCUAGCAUCCUUGAAUGUUAGCAAGCUUGCCAAUCGAGCAAGGACGGAAAAGGAAGACAAGUUGUCCCAAGCCUAUGCAAUCAGUGCUGGGGUUUCAGUUGAGGGCCAGCAAUUAUUCCAGACUAUACACAAAACCAAAGAACAAAAAAGAAAUUCGCUCAUCAAAGACUGUAAAUGGCAGGAGAAGAACAUCAUUGUGAUGGAUGACGUCGUAAUCUCACCACCAUACCAGGUGGAGAACUGCAAAGGCAAAGAGGGAAGUGCUCUAAGUCAUAUACGCAAAAUUGUUGAGAAACAUUUUAGAGAUGUGGAAAGCCAGAAGUCGAUGCAACGUACACAAGCACAGCAAACACAGAAGGACUCGUCUUUAUCCUCCUGAGUGGGGGGUAUGGCUCAUCUGGGGAGGGCACCACGGGCAUCAAGGGCCUAACAGCUGGUCGAAACCAGCGCUCAUCUCCCCCUCUGCGUCGUAGUCCGAGGGUGGAUGCACCAAGGGCCUAGGGUCUGGAAGAUCAACAAAAGAAACAAAAAAAAAAAAAAAAAAAGCGAAAAUGUUUUAAGAAACAUGAGAGUGAAAAGAGUUCAUUCUAAAUUAGACUUUAUAAAGAUAAUUUAAAACACCAACCAUCAAACAAACCAUAGUUUCUUUGACUAACAGUGUCUUAUCCCCUCUCUGCCCCUUCUUCCUCCUCCUGUGUUUCAUCUAAAGAUAGCUUUUCAUAUUUUCUUCUCUCUUACAUCCCUCCUUCGCCUUCUAUUCCAUUUUGUCAAAAAAAAAGAAAAAAACAAACCAGUCAGAAAAGCUUGUUAGCUUUAUUUACUUUGAUGCUUUUUUUUUUUUUUUUUUCUUUCUUUGGCUGUUUGUUCUACAAGUGUCUGUCUGUUCUGUAUUUUAAACAAAAUGUGACUUCAGAUGCCACACGUUACAAAGGACAUUUUCUAAAAUAAAAGUAACAAAAAUUCUGACUGUAA